This is a messenger RNA of Gadus macrocephalus (Pacific cod), 4367 nucleotides long. RefSeq names its product solute carrier family 6 member 1a (gene slc6a1a). The transcript is spliced from 14 exons. Gene Ontology annotation, molecular function: gamma-aminobutyric acid:sodium:chloride symporter activity. The coding region runs from base 226 to 2433 and encodes 735 amino acids. The record is from RefSeq and is a predicted model, not a curated record. Gene Ontology annotation, cellular component: cell surface; axon; plasma membrane. NCBI's taxonomy places the organism in Eukaryota, Metazoa, Chordata, Actinopteri, Gadiformes, Gadidae. Gene Ontology annotation, biological process: neurotransmitter transport; sodium ion transmembrane transport.
AAAACAAUUUGACGAAUGAUUUCCUCCCGAGAAAUCCACCAAUCGCUCUGUGCACGGUUUCAGGUUGACGGCAACUGACGAGCUGCGUCUGCUGAGACUUCACCUCCUCCUCCGUCAACAAUUUUGGUCCGAGGGGUUUGGUGUUAAACCGCGAAGCUGCUGUCUACGUGGACUGGUGCUGAAGCCUCCCGUCCUACUGCCAGGACCUUUGCCAAAGCCAGAGACAUGGCGACGAACGGCACCAAAGCGGAUGGACAAGUAACAGAACUUAACGAAGUGGCCAAUAAUGACAAACCCAAGUCGUUGGAUUUGAAAACCGAGAAGCAGAAAAAGGAUCUACCUGACAGGGAAACAUGGGGAGGGAGAUUUGAUUUCCUCCUGUCGUGUGUCGGUUAUGCAAUUGGAUUGGGCAACGUCUGGAGAUUUCCCUAUCUCUGUGGCAAAAAUGGAGGAGGGGCCUUUCUCAUCCCCUAUUUUCUGACCCUGAUAUUUGCUGGGAUGCCCUUGUUUCUGCUUGAAACCUCCCUGGGCCAAUACACCUCCAUUGGGGGUCUUGGUGUGUGGAAGCUGGCCCCUGUGUUUAAAGGUGUUGGGCUCGCAGCAGCUGUCCUGUCCUUCUGGCUCAACAUAUACUACAUUGUCAUAAUUUCUUGGGCCAUUUACUACCUGUACAACUCCUUCACCUCUGAUCUUCCAUGGAGCUCAUGUGGCAACUCAUGGAACACAGACAAAUGUUAUUCAAACUACAGCAUCGUAGACACCACCAACCUCACCAGUUCCGUGCUGGAGUUCUGGGAGCGCAACAUGCACCAGAUGACGGAUGGCUUGGAGAAACCAGGAACGAUCCGGCUGCCGCUGGCGAUAACGCUGGCCAUCGCCUGGGUGCUGGUGUACUUCUGCAUCUGGAAAGGUGUUGGCUGGACAGGAAAGGUGGUCUACUUCUCAGCCACCUACCCUUACUUCAUGCUGUUCAUCCUCUUCGUCCGCGGGGUGACCCUGCCCGGUGCCAAAGAAGGAAUCAUGUUCUACAUCACCCCCGACUUCAACAAACUGAAGGAGUCAGAGGUAUGGCUGGACGCUGCCACGCAGAUCUUCUUCUCCUACGGAUUGGGCCUGGGGUCGCUGAUAGCGCUGGGCAGCUACAACCCCUUCAAGAACAACGUGUACCGAGACUCCAUCAUCGUGUGCUUCAUCAACUCGUGUACCAGCAUGUUUGCCGGCCUCGUCAUCUUCUCCAUCGUGGGCUUCAUGUCUCACGUGACUAAGAAGUCCAUCGCCGAAUUGGCAGCUUCAGGUCCGGGCUUAGCUUUCCUGGCCUACCCAGAGGCUGUCACCCAGCUGCCGGUGUCUCCUCUGUGGGCCAUACUGUUCUUCUCCAUGCUGCUCAUGCUGGGGAUAGACAGCCAGUUCUGCACCGUGGAGGGCUUCAUCACCGCCCUGGUGGACGAGUUCCCCCGGCAGCUCCGGGGCAGGCGGGAGCUGUUCAUCGCCGCGGUCUGCUUCGUGUCCUAUCUCAUUGGUCUGUCCAACAUCACACAGGGUGGCAUCUACGUGUUCAAACUCUUUGACUACUACUCGGCCAGUGGGAUGUGUCUGCUGUUCCUGGUCUUCUUUGAAUGCAUCUCCAUAUCCUGGUUCUACGGUGUGAACAAGUUCUAUGACAACAUCGAGGAGAUGAUUGGCUACAGGCCGUGCAUCUGGUGGAAGCUGUGCUGGGUGGUCUUCACCCCCAUGAUCGUGGGCGGAGUGUUCCUUUUCAGUGCUUUCCAGAUGGUUCCUCUGAAGAUGGGCGACUAUGUGUUCCCGGCUUGGGGCCAGGGGGUGGGCUGGCUCAUGGCACUGUCCUCCAUGGUGCUCAUACCUGGGUACAUGGUGUACAUGUAUUUCGGACUGAAGGGGACCUUCAGAGAGCGCAUUGGGAUAAUGUUCCAGCCCCCCGCGGUGACCCGGAGGCCUCUGGAGAACGGACCCGAGCAGCAGGCUGAGACCACCGUGGCUACCCUCGCUAGCCCCAGCAACGCACCUCCCACUAACCCCACUAGCCCCACCAGCCCAGCUCCAGCCAUCGUUGCUAGCCCCACGGCUGCGGCUAGCCCAGCUCCCCCAGCUCCCCCUGUAGCUGCUGCUGCUGCUGCUGCUGCUGCUCCCACUGCUGCUGCUGCUGCUCCCACCGCUGCUGCUGCUGCUGCUGCUGCCACUAGCCCAGCUGCAGCCACGGCCACCAGCCCCGUGAACCCAGUCCCCAGCCAAACCACCACCACCACCACCACCACCACCCCCAUCGUCUCCACCGCCGCGCCAGCCGUCCCCGCCUCUGCGACCAGUCCAACCAUCCCCCCCCCAAACCCCACCAGCCCCCUGGAGCCGGCCAAACCGCCCCCCAACCCGGCCAGUCCGACCCCUAAUUUGACCAGCCCAGAGGCCAAUGUGUAGAUAUGGACGGAUUCCCUCAUGGAGAGUGUAGACAAAAUGGAACAUUGCAAAUGACUUCCAAGAUUAUAAUUGAUUCACCUACCUCCGGGGGCAAUAUGUGAUCCAAACAGAUUUUCCAAAAACCAUGUUUAAUUUUUCAGCAUUUGUAAAAAACUAAACAAAAAAAACGACAAGCCAAUGAUGUAUUGUUGGUUGUGGCUCUGAGAACAAAAGACUGUUAGUGUCGACUUAUCCCUCUACCAUAAAUCUGAAAGUGAAAUGUAGACAUACUGUGUAAUACUGUGAGUCAAGAAAAAAAAUACAGAUCUAGAAUAGCAAUUUGUUGAAUAUGUCCAUGAAUCCAGUGAAUCCAGUGUGAAUAUUUAGUAGAUGAAGUAGUGAACCAAACUGACAUCAAAAGGAGAAAGUGCACGAGAUGUGGGGGGUGGGGAGGGGGGAGGGGGGGUAGAUUCUAAUUGUGAACGUUUUAAAGAAACCUCUUCACAGUCGAUUUUGCGGUUCCCGGCGUUGCACUCUGUGGGGUGAGCUACCGGCCACAUUGGGGAGAGGCGAUCCAUAGGUAAGCACAAGGCCAACAAGAAGUUCAUGUUUAUGGAGCCUGGAGGAAUCCAGUAUGUGUUGCAAAAGAAUUUGUGUGUGAGAGAGACUGUUAUUUUUCAUUCUUUUUUUGAGUAAAAAAAAAAACAACGAAAAACUUUUAUGUGAUUGAAACAUUUUUAGAAUUAUUUUUAAGUCUUUUCUACUAUAGCGUGUUGUAAUGGAGGACCAAAAUCUGAGGCAGACUAAAGCAAAAACUAUGCCAUGUAGUGUUUGGUUGGCAAAAGCACAGGGUACAGUAAAAGUACAUUACAAAUCAAGCUAAAUAUAUCCUCAAAGAAGAAGAACAGGGUUAGAGAAAUGACUUACAAACAAGGACUUUCCCUUAAUGCUGACAGUCAAUCCUGUUUACGUCUUGCAUGCUUUCCUCAGGAACGUCAGCGAAAAGUUUCUGAAGUGUUUCCUGAUAAUAAAAUAUCUAUAUAACUAACUGAGAAAGGCCUUAAGCCACUUAAAAAUGCGGUUUACACCAAGCCACAGGCUGUUUACAUGACCAGGCCCAUCUGAAGAAUUACACUUUGGAUGGUAGCACAAAAUAACUUGGACCCACUCUGUGUUUUAAGAUAAACAUUAUUCGAUUUUAUUUUUAUUUUUUAAUGUGUGAUGAUCAACUAUACUUUGAUCAUGUAUGUAUUCAGCGAUACAUAGAUGUUUAGGUUCAGGCCCAGUAGCAAAGGGGUCCGAUUUAUUUUCUUUCUUCAUCUUUAUGUCGUCUUUGCUUUACCACUAAAAAGCACAAAGCUUUAAUUUCCACAGACUUUUGCCAUGGCGUGUGAGGACAAUGCUAGUGUGCUUCUAUGGCAGCUACUGUGAAGGCAUCUGGUUAAAAAAAAGGAAUACAUAAAAAAAGGAAACAUGUUUACGUCGUAUGAAAAUGUGAAAUGGCUACGUUCAUGUCCUGUGAAUUUUGUAUAAAGUUACUCUACCACAGUUUUCUCUGGAACUUUGUUGUAAAGCUGUAUUGUGUUAAAACAUGUAACUGUGAAUGUCUGUAAUACAUUGGAAGUUAUUGUCUUAAUGUUGAGAAAAAAAAUCUAAAGGAGUUGCUGUUUUCUGCAAUAAUAUUUUGAUCUCAGAAACUAAAGCACAUAUCUUACAGAAAUAUAUGAAAUGAUGAUGACAAUGAAGAUAUCGACGAUUAUAUAAAAAAUAGAAGCUAUGUCUAGUUAAAAUCAUAUUGUUUUGUAUAUUUUUAACUGUCUCACUGCCUAAUAUAAAACAUAAUAUAAACAUGAUAUGUAUCUAAAUGGUGUCACAUGAUAAAGCACGAUUGUCAUGUUAUACAAAAAGAAAAAGACUCAAUAAAAAUAAAGAAUUAUAGAAAAUUAUGAAUACCA